AUCCGCCCCUUGGACCCCACACGCAGCGUCAGUCAAUUAAAAGCUGCGGGUCCCCUGCAUCACCUUCUUUCCCUCUACCACUCCCACACCAAAACCAUGAACAACCACGAAACGAUAUCCAUCUCUCGCGCCACCUCCAUCUCCCGCGCUAGCAAACAGGGCUCGACCCUCUCGCGCAACCAGUCGCUCAUCAAGAAGAACACGGCCCCGCACGACCUGCGUCCGUCCGAUAUCCUCAUUGAGCGCUUCGUCGCGUGGAAGGCCAUCGUCAAGCAGCUCAUAGCCUACUUCGAGGCGUCGCGAUGUGCACAACGCCAGUGCGAAGGAGUUGACCAAGCUCGGGGCUGUGAUCCAGGUCCCGUUCAGGCGGGGAACCAGUUCUUGGGCGAGGGCGGACUGCAGGUGUAUCUGCGGCUGCGGUACAGCGAGAGCCUGAAGCUGAUGUGGACUUGCCAGGACAUCUACUAUGACAUCCGAGACAAGACGCGCGCAGUUGCAGACCAGCACGCGAACCUCGGUCGUACAAUCGACAGUUCGAUCGUGCAGCACUUGCAGAAGCUGCGGACGGAGAUCAAGGCGCAUAUCAAGAACGUUCAGAACGAUACGGGCAAAUUAGCUACCAACGUCGCUAAGGAACGCGAGCUGUCUGAGCGUCUCAUCUCAGAGCUUUCCUCUGGAAUCUCUUCGUUCAAGAACACCCCCAUGUCUGUUACCAACCGAACCGACCCGUGAGUAGAGAUUCUCGAGGGCGCACGCUAUCGAAUGACCACCUACUUCUAGAUACGUCAUCAACACUGCCGUCCAACGUCAACUCACGAAACAAGUCCAUGAAGAGAAUCUCCUGCAGAAGUCGAUCAUCAUUAUGCAGCAAAAUAGCGCGCACUUCGAAGAAGGCAUCGUGAGGGCGAUCCAAUCAGCAUGGCAGACAUACGAUGAGUGGCAGGCCCGCAUGAGCCAGACCGUCUCCACCAUCCACACAGAGCUCACCACCCACAUGUCAUCCCUCGCCCCAGACCGUGAAUGGCUCGCAUUCAGCGGCCGCUCGGACCACCUUCUCGACCCGGACACUCCGCUGCGGAACCCGCUCACGAUCAACUACCCAAGCAAGGAGGACACGAGCGUGCAAGCCGUGCACACCGGAAUGCUCGAGCGCAAGAAGCGUUUCACCAGAACGUACCGCGAGCACUAUUUCGUGCUUACGCCUGCCGGAUUCCUACAUGAAUACGCCAGCGCAGACCCGCUUGUCGCGCGCGAGCCGGUGUUCAGCCUGUUCCUGCCCAUGUGCACGCUCGGGCCGCCGAGCAACGCCAGCGCCAAAUCGCACAAGUUCCAUAUCGAGGGCAGGAAGGACGGCAGCGGGACGACGAAGAGCGGGAGCGUGCGCCGGUCGCUGAGUAUCACUCGGCUGUCGGGCGGCGACCAUGCAUGGAGUUUCCGUUCGAGAAGCCGCGAGGAUAUGAUGGAAUGGUGGAACGACAUCCGAAUGCUCUGUGCGCGGUACCUCGUCGCGAGCGAGCAGAUGGAGCGGAGCGGGCCGGUUGCGGCUGCUGUGCGGUCGGCUGGGUACAUCAGCGAUGAGGAAGAUUCUGAGGAAGGAAGCAGCAUCGACGAGGAAGACGACGACGACGAGUUGGAGUAUGUCGACGUGCACGAAGAGAUGGGUCCGCCGAGUUACUCUAACGGACCGCAUGCGUUGGAGAUGGGCGCAAAUGGGUACCCGGUCGACAAGAAGGGUCAUUCGCGCAAUCCAUCCGCUGCGGAUGGCGGUGCCAAUGUCUCCCGCCGACCGAGCAAGCGGCAGCAGGAAAAGGCACCGGAAGGCCGGCCCCCGCACGCAGCCGAGGAGCCAACCGCUGUGCCGGAGCCGCCAGUCGAUGACGCUGCCGCUGCGCCCCCCGUGGAGAGUCGGUUCCAUGAAGACGUCUAGAUCCAGCGCCGUGUUCCCGGACGUUUACUUCUACUGUAUUUGUACGACCUCUGUUCUUAGGAUUGGUUCUGAAUGAUUGAUUCAUCAUGGAUAUCUGCAUUGACGGGGAAUACGAUGUUACAGACUUCUCCAACGCUUGACAACGACUUGUUGAAUGCAGGGACCUGUUUGGAUCGAGCCAACAGUUCUUCCUACGAAUAGACCUGGGUGAUCAAGAUAGUAAGGCGAAGUAAAUGAUGCGCGCAGCAGCAAGCAACAAAUGAGAGUUGUCCUCUCAUCAGAAUGAGUUGGUCACUAAUACCUCCCCGUGGUGAUCAGAGAUGAGUGUUGCCCGUGCCUCGAGGGCAACCCAGUGCGAGAGGCUGCGCCUAGUCCCACAUGGUGGGGCGCAUGAGUGCAAUAAAGCGCAUACAUGUGUGCCGGCGACGCGCCAGCACUAACUUCUCGAUCGCUCCUGAAUGGGUUGGAGAGCCUGUGCUUACGGGUACAGCGGAGAGCGUGAUAGAUGGCAGGGACACAGCGGAUUGGACCCAGACUUGGCUAGACGAGGGGCACAAAGACGGGGUCGGACUGGUCGGCACUCGUGUGCUGUAAUGACAGUGGGCACAUGGCUGGUAAUCCAGCCUGGGGGAUGCCAUUCGCGACGUUCUGAGCGAGCUGCGUGGUAAGCCGGCCCCAAUCCAGUUCUACAAGUGACGUGGACAUCGUUCCAUAGGUUGGGCCUGGCGUAUGGUAUGAUUCUCGAAACAUGACACUCGGCGGAUAUGGAGCACGGUAUGGGUCAGACACGUGGAAAGGAGGCACAGCA
Mycena citricolor is the source of this 2735-nucleotide messenger RNA. The record is from the annotation of a GenBank genome assembly. Lineage: Eukaryota; Fungi; Basidiomycota; Agaricomycetes; Agaricales; Mycenaceae.